Labrus bergylta (ballan wrasse) is the source of this 6559-nucleotide messenger RNA. It is a transcript of the gene lrp8, whose product is annotated as low density lipoprotein receptor-related protein 8, apolipoprotein e receptor. Gene Ontology annotation, biological process: ventral spinal cord development. Gene Ontology annotation, cellular component: plasma membrane; caveola. NCBI's taxonomy places the organism in Eukaryota, Metazoa, Chordata, Actinopteri, Labriformes, Labridae. The record is from RefSeq and is a predicted model, not a curated record. Gene Ontology annotation, molecular function: protein binding; calcium ion binding.
CUCACACACUCCGGAGCAGAGGCACGGAGGAGGAAACACACAGCGAGAGUGAACGAGAGGUUUGGGGGAUCCUUCACUUGGCUUUUUCACUUACAACUCGCUGGAUCUAAAGAUGUGGACUGAAAUCGGGAAGCUGGUGCUAUUGCAUUUGUUACUCAUGGAGCUCCAUUGCGCUAAAGGAACUCAUACGGAGUCGGAGUGUGAAACCGGGCAGUUUCAGUGCAAGAACGGACGCUGCAUCCCGACCCUGUGGAGAUGUGAUGAUGACGACGACUGCUCGGACAGCAGCGACGAAGAGAACUGUCCAAAGAAAACAUGUGCAACCACGGACUUCGCCUGUAAGAACGGACAGUGUGUCCCCGCUAGGUGGCGCUGUGACGGAGAACCGGAGUGUGCAGAUGGUUCAGACGAGGCUGAUGCAAUCUGCAGCCGGCAGACGUGUCCACCGGAGAAGUUUGAUUGCGGAGGGGCGACCAGCAAAUGUGUUUCUCUGUCAUGGCGAUGCGAUGGGGAGAGGGAUUGUGAGAACGGGGCGGAUGAGGACCAGUGCGCCGCAGACGCCAAGGCCUGCCCCUCAAAAGACUUCCAGUGCCGAAAUGGGAAGUGUUUGGCGCCCAUCUACGUCUGCGAUGGCGACGACGACUGCGGAGAUGCCAGUGACGAGGAGAAGUGCUCGGCUCCCACCUGCGGCCAGCACGAGUUCCGCUGCAACGACUCGGAGUGCAUCCCUGCACUGUGGAGCUGCGACGGAGACCCCGACUGCAAGGACAAGUCCGACGAGUCGAUGGAGCGCUGCAGCCGGAGGACGGAGCCUCAGAAACCUCGCUGUCCAGUGGGAGAGUUCCAGUGUGGGAGCGGGGAGUGUGUCCACAUGAACUGGAAGUGUGACGGAGACGCAGACUGCAAGGAUAAAUCCGAUGAAGCAAACUGUCCCCUGCUCACCUGCCGACCCGACGAGUUCCAGUGUGGAGAUGGAUCCUGUAUCCACGGCACCAAGCAGUGUAACAAAGUGCACGACUGUCCAGACUACAGUGAUGAAGCCGGCUGUGUCAACGUUACAAAGUGCGACGGGCCGAGAAAGUUCCGCUGUAAGAACGGGGAGUGUAUUGACAGCAUCAAGGUGUGUGACAACGUCAAAGACUGCAAAGACUGGUCUGAUGAACCAAUGAAGGAGUGCGGCGUGAAUGAGUGUGCAGACAACAACGGCGGCUGCUCCCACAUCUGCAGGGACCGGAGAAUCGGUUACGAGUGUGACUGUCCCUCCGGGUACAAACUGCUGGACAAAAAGACCUGUGGAGACAUAGAUGAAUGUGAGAACCCGGACGCCUGCAGUCAGAUCUGCAUCAACUACAAGGGAGAUUAUAAGUGUGAGUGCUACGAAGGCUACGAGAUGGAUCCGGCGUCUAAGACCUGCAAGGCCGUGGGAAAGAGUCCGUACCUGAUGUUCACCAACCGCCACGAGAUCCGUCGCAUCGACCUCCUGAAGAGCGAGUACGCUCAGGUGGUUCCGACGCUGAAGAACGCCGUGGCGCUGGAUGUCGAUGUGUCCACCAACAAGAUGUUCUGGUGUGAUCUGUACCAUCGGAAAAUAUACAGCGCUUACAUCAACAAGGCCAGCGACUCGUCCGAGCAGGUGACUCUCAUCGACUCGCUCCACUCCCCCGAGGGCCUGGCUGUCGACUGGGUGCACAAGAACAUCUACUGGACCGACUCAGGCAACAAGAGCAUCUCCGUCGCCACGGGAGACGGCAGGAAGAGGAAAGUGCUGAUAGCCACUGAGCUUAGCGAGCCGCGGGCCAUCGCGGUGGAUCCACACCAAGGGUUUAUGUACUGGUCCGACUGGGGAGGCCAGGCCAAAAUUGAGAAGUCUGGGCUGAACGGAGUGGACCGACAAGUUCUGGUGUCGGAACACAUCGAGUGGCCCAAUGGAAUCACUCUGGACUUGUCAAACAGACGUCUCUACUGGGUGGACUCCAAGCUGCACCUGCUGUCCAGUGUGGAUCUGAAUGGAGACAACCGCAAAGUGCUGCUGUCCUCCCAUCACCACCUGGGUCACCCCUUCGCCCUCACUGUGUUCGAGGACCGAGUGUUCUGGACGGACUUGGAGGAUGAAGCGAUAUACAGCGCCAACCGGCUGACGGGACACGAUGUGGCGAAGGUGGCCGAGCACCUGAACAACCCGCUGGACCUGGUGGUGUUUCAUGAACAGAGGCAGCCCAAAGCCCCCGACACCUGUAACAUGGGCAGUCUGCCGAAUGGAGGCUGUGAAUACUUGUGUCUGAAGGCCCCUCAGAUCACAGACCACUCCCCCAAGUACACCUGCGCCUGUCCCGACGGCAUGGAGCUGGGACCGGACAUGAGGCGCUGUGCAGUAGUUCGGCCAAGAACGACCACAACAGCCUCUCCAUCCACCACCACCACUACACCUCCCACCACAACCACUAAAACAAGCCCAACAGCAACUAGCACAACAACUCCCCCUCCCACCGCGACUUCCCCUACGACCACCGCCUCAAGCACGACCACCGCCUCUCCUGCCACGACGCUCAGGCCCACAUCCAGACGUCUGACGACCCCGGCCCCUCCUCAGACGCCCAGGAGAACCUCUACGGAGCAUCCUCGGACUCGCUCAUCCACGAGUACAGAGACGACCACUUUCAAAAGUCAGAGCUCCACUUCCACGCACACACCCCUGCUGGGCCCAGUGGCACCCAAUCAGAGAGAGAGCAACGGCAACCUCUCCCACAGAGCUGCGAGUGAUCACUACCUCAUAGGUAACAACAUCACAGUAGCUGUUCUGGGGAUAGUCAUUCCUAUCGUCCCUAUCCUUGCCACAGUGGUCAUCGGAUUGCUCUGCACCGGCGGCUACCUGGUGUGGCGCAACUGGAGGCGCAAGAACACCAAGAGCAUGAACUUCGACAACCCCGUUUACCGCAAGACCACGGAGGACGACGACGACGAGAUCCACAUCGGGCGGCACAGCGAGUCCAUCGGCCACGUGUACCCAGCACGCGUGGCACUCAGUCUGGAGGAUGAUGGCUAUCCCUGAGGGGGGGGGGGGAUGUAUCCAUCGCCGCCCUCCCUACGUCCUCUCCUUCCCAAUCCCAUCCUGGCCCCUCCUCCUCUCACCACAGCCUCUACAGCACUACAACAAGGCCGGUACAACGCAGAGGAGAAAGACAAGCCUUCUUCCCUUUUUUUAAGGCGCAGGGAUGGCAUGUACUUCUUAUGCCCCCUUGCUUCCUCCUCUUCUUCCUCGACAUUACUACCACUACUAGCCACUUCUAGUUCCCCUAGUUCUAGUGAAUUUGUUGUCCCUGCUUUUGCUCCCCUCUUCUCUCUCUGCCUCUUGUUGUAGCUGUAGUGGUGUGUGAAUUGCUGCUUCAUGAUUUCUGUUCAAACUAACCUCAUUACGGCUGCACAUUGAAGGCUGUCAGGCCAACACAAGGGGAAAUGCUGGAUUUGAUCAUUUUCAAUCCCUCAUAAUAUGACUUUUUAUUUAUUUGUGUGCGUUUGCUAUCAUAAGUAUGUCGUAAAAGUCUCUCAGUGCCGUACAAAAGGCAGACUUCUUCCCAAGGAUACACAGUGGCAAAGGACGAUAUUUUUCUUCCUAGUUCCCUUUACAUCUUGAGUUGACUCAACAGAUAUUUUAAAGGGGGGGGGAUGUCAUCCUUUUUCACGCCCUUCCUCUCAUAUGCGCCCCGUGACAUAUUGUAUGAAGGCAGGCAACACUAAAUAUAGCCAAGGGGAAAGUAGACAGGAAGAAAUUAUGGGGUUGGCAGCAUGUGUGGAGGUGAUUUUGGGGUGAAAAAGUGAUGCAGGAUGUGUGUGUGUGUGUGUGUGUGUGUGUGUGUGUGUGUGUGUGUGUGUGUGUGUUUGUUUGUGUGGGGGAAUAGGAGGAUUUGUGCCACCAGAGGGUAGUGCCUCAGGGCAAAAAGCAGCAGUGCAGAAAAGACAAGGGAUUAUGGGUAAUCCUCUCUCCUGGUGUCAGAGGUGUGCCCACAGUCGAUAAUGAACUUUGGAUUGUUUAUUUGCAGCAGGUGUCAGGAGUCACACAUUUGUUCCUAGUUCUUUGAUGCUGCCAUUAAUAUUUAGGAGAUGGAGCUCCAGAGUGUAACAAAGCAUCUUCCUGAGAUAUGAAAAUGCCCUUUUGAGUUCCUGAAUUUGGAAACUUUCACUGCUGCCAAACAGAGUUGUUAGGUUUGUUUAACCAGUCACCCUACAACCAUUGAUUUCAGCAGCUUCACAGUACUACUCUGUGGGUUCCAUUCCAAAACAAAUGUCUUUUUUUUUUUAGCCCCACUUAAAUCAUGGCUGUGUGUUCUCAAGAGGAGAUGAUGUGGAAAAGAGGAAUCGCUUCCUGCUGUCACUGACUGUUCAGAGUGGAUGUUAAGGGUCCUGUUUUGUUUGAGCAGAUGAGAAAUGCGCCGAGGCUGACUGAGCCGAGCACUGAUUUGAUUUGAAGGCUGGAUAGAGAGGAAACAUGUAAACUAGUGUAAGGAGCUAUCUUCCAUUGGCUUGCCACAAACAAGCUUCCAGCCCGUUUAAUCAGAUAGAAUUCAUUCCCUGAGACAAUGGCAAUAACUGCUUCAAAUGUGUUAACCAAAAGUGAACAUGGCUCUUCUAGCCUGGAUGUUGUUAAAAGCCACAUUUCCAUCAAGAGUUACUCAGGACUAUUAUUCCCAGGAACUUCUUUCAGUGCCUUGAAAAGUUCCUUUAGCCCAAGUCCCUUUACUCUCAUGAAGUGCUACCCCUUUCACCUUUGACUGUAAAAUAAAGUUAUUGGUACUUUAUUUAGUCCCAGGGCUCUGUAGUGUAAACACACUCAGUACCUUACAAUAAAGUCCCAGGUUCUCUGAGAAAGUUCCUGUGGUGGAAAGGCAGCUCUAUUCUCAAGUAAACACAUUUUAAAGCUCCUUUGAGGAGUUUAAAACUUGUGAUAAAACAAGCUGAAAAUAAUUUUGGUGCCUCGUUUUGACCUAUGAAAAUAAAUGAGGCCAGCAGCAUACAGAUUGGUUAUUUCAUUUAUCUUAUGAAACAGCCUCUGUGUUUACAUUUAUCACAGUAAAUAUUCUUGACAGGUAAUGUAUUUGAAAGCACGGAGGAAUUUUUGUUAAAAAAACACUACUUAUAUAUGUACAGGACCAAAUCAGCAAAAAAAAAAAAAAAAAAAAGGUACCACAUCCAUAGGGGCGCCAUAAUCAACACAAACUUAAAGUUCCUCACAGGAGCUUUAAGGUGUGGAGAUGUUAUGUUUUCCAAACUAUACAUGCAACACUGGUCUUCCAUGCUUGGAUAAACACAUCUGAAUAAUUUUGCAUUUCAGCUGAGCUCAACUAAAAAGUGCUUCUGUUUGUAAAAUCCUCACUCUUCUCACACCUCUGAUACGCGAGGAAAAAACUAGCAAAGAAACUCACAGAAUGCAAACAUUUAAGUCUUCCAACACACACUCAAUGUAGACUCAGCAUAUGUCUUCAUCUUAUUAUACAGACAGUCUGUGCAUACAAACAAACAGCUGAUUAAUGGCGCUUAUUAUUCAUGGUUCUCACUGUCUCCCAGAAAGGUUUACUCAGCGUAGAUGCUCCGUUAACCCUCAGGGGAAGAGGAGAGACAAAGACAAAGGUAGGCAGGGAAUGACUGCCAGGAUUUAGACUACACCUGUGAGCAGGUUUGUGCCUGGGAGAUGAAUGGUGGGUCAUUUAUUUUGGUUUCUGCCGAUGUUGUAUCGCAGUACUCAGUACAUUCUCAGCUCAACUUCCUCAAAAAGAACGCCCCCUCCCCCUCUGAGCUUUGCACAGUACGGGGAUUUGUAUGUCAUAUAUGUGAGAGCUGGCAUCUUAGGCACGAAAAUGAUAUUCCUCCCCAGCACUGCACUCCUCUGCAUCUGAGCCCUUUUCCCUUUAACCUUUCAGAGAUGAAACAAAAUAAAAAGCAUUACACAGUGGGGAAGACCGUGACUCAGCUCAGCAUGAUCCUAGACUCGCUUGACAGCACCCUGCAGGGUCUGUGUUUUUUGGCAGAAUUUGGGUAUGAAAAUGUAUAAAUUGACACAGCUACAAUUUGGUCUCUACAGUGAUCUUCUUUUUUAAUAUCAACCCAGCGGUAUGAUGACUAUGUAAAUUGAUUUUUAUUUCUUGAUCAACUUAAAUCAAAGUCCUAAAAGAAAGAUGAAAAUGAUGUAAGAUGCUGAAAAGAGAUGCCCCAGGUCAGAUGUCUUUGUGAAUUUUCGAUGAAAGAAAUCCCAAACACACAGUCAGUUCUGCACUCUGCAGAACUCUGCACUUCCUUCAUGCCCACAUUUGCUGGUGGAGCUCCAUAGUCAGAGUUUGAGAAUAAAUUGCUUAUUUAUUGAGGUGACUGAGCGUGGCAUUGUAGAAAAGUUAUUAUUGCUGCAGUGUGAAGACAGAUUGGCUGGUCCACUUCGAGGCCACCUUGAGAGAAGCUGCUUCUGCUGAAGGACUUUAAAAAGUCCAGAAAGGGACUUUUGACAUUCAUCCUAUAGAAGGAGAAAUUUAGACAUCCCUAUUCCAUAUAUUUAUGUAGGCUACCGCUAAGGAGC